This is a messenger RNA of Protopterus annectens (West African lungfish), 2124 nucleotides long. RefSeq names its product inositol polyphosphate-1-phosphatase (gene INPP1). The transcript has 6 exons. Gene Ontology annotation, biological process: phosphatidylinositol phosphate biosynthetic process. Gene Ontology annotation, molecular function: inositol-1,4-bisphosphate 1-phosphatase activity. The record is from RefSeq and is a predicted model, not a curated record. The coding region runs from base 184 to 1314 and encodes 376 amino acids. NCBI's taxonomy places the organism in Eukaryota, Metazoa, Chordata, Ceratodontiformes, Protopteridae.
CCUCCUAGAAAGAAAUUAAGACAGGACUAACAGGAAAUGUCGGACAUGUCAGUGUGAAAUAAAACAUCCGAUCUGGAAAGUCUUGUGUGCAGUAACAGCAUGCACUAAGCUAAACUGCAUUCAUAAAGAAAAGAGAUCACCUAAAAGGAUAGUCUGAAUAUCACUCUGCAUCCGACAUAAAAAAUGGCACAACUUCUGAAAGCACUGCUCAGUGUGUCUGAGAAAUCUGCCAACAUUGCCAGAUUGUGGAGACAAGAAGAAACCCUUUUCCAGAUGCUUAUUGAGGAGAAGACUGGCAUGGACAAAAAUAAAAAGUUUGUUCAAGAUUUCAAAACUCUAGCAGAUGUCCUUAUUCAGGAAGUCAUCAAGCAUGAUGUGGGACAGAAGUUUCCUGAACUAAAAAGCUACAUUGGAGGAGAAGAAUCAAACAAAUUUGAGAAUGGUUUAGGUGAAACAAUUAUUGUAGAAGUGUGUAAGACCAAGCAGGAGACAGCUGGAUUGUUGUACCACAUCCUGGAUCACAGUGAAGUAGCAGCACAACUCCUGGCAGACGUUAUUCAUCAGGACGUGGUCAUUGAAGAUGCUGCAGCAGAGACUGUGACAGUGAAUAUCGCCACUGAAGCCAUGGGAAUAUGGAUAGAUCCCAUAGAUUCUACUAACCAGUAUAUCAAGGGAAAAACGGAUGUGAUCCCCAUUGAUGGAAUCUACCCAUAUGGACUGAAAUCUGCUCUGGUUUUAAUUGGGGUUUAUGACAGAAACACAGGUGAUCCUGUUAUAGGCAUCAUUAAUGAACCCUUCUACCAGCAAGACUGCAAGACACUGCAGUGGCGUGGUCACUACUACUGGGGAAUAUCCUAUAAUGGCACUAAUAUCUCUUCAGUCCCACGACCUGAGCCACAGCCCAGUAUCUCUGUUGUGUUAAGCAGCAGUGAAAAUGAAAACACCAAGCAGUCCCUGAGCUGCCUAUGUGGAAGGAAGAUGUAUUAUGCUUGUGGAGCUGGCUACAAGUUUCUAUGUCUUCUAACUGGACAUGUUGACACAUAUGUAUUUUCAGAAGACACCACCUUUAAGUGGGAUUCCUGUGCACCACAUGCCAUUCUGAAAGCUCUUGGAGGGGGUAUACUGGACCUUGCUGGAUCUCUGAAGACAAAGGGCAAGCAACAUGCAGAGCUGCCAGAGCUGAAGUACAACAAACCUAUUCAGGGUGCCAUGGGAGCAAAUCAGUGGGCAAACCAAGGUGGUUUGAUUGCAUUUGUGUACAGGAGCCACGCUGAGGUCAUUCUGAAUGUACUUGAUCAAGUAAGCAUCAACUGAUAAAUAGUUUGAUGUGGCUGUCUUUUACAUUCAAUGCCUUUCCGAGGUCUAGAUGACAGCAAGAGCUGCUAAUUCAUUUUUUGUAUAUAGGAACUCAAAACUCUGUGUAAGUUCCACCUUAGGUCUCUUCUGAAAACUGUCCAUAGGCCUUAAGAACGCCAACCUGGUUAACUGAAAUAAAUAAAACAAUUAAAAAUGUAUGUCUGUGUUUUAGACAGAUUUCUAAGAAAGAAAGAAGGAAAGCAAGAACAAAAUGCAUUAUUUUGCAAACUAGUUAUUUAGCUUUAUCAUUUGUUAAGCGCAGUGUUAUGCGGGUUUGAGGCUGGUAUCUACAGCACAUUUAUACUGAUUGUAUUUCCUUAGACAAUGCCUCAGGCCAUGUUAGCUCACUGUUUACUUUCAUUGUUUUCCACAUGGAUUCUAGUGCUUCAGUGGUGUAGAAGAUUAAUAUGUGCAGGAGGCACUUGCAUGCAUUCUGGUCAGUAGGUCUCUCCAGUGAUCCUGCUUUUAUCUUCCAGACAAUUUUUUGCUACUAACAAGCUUUCACAUUGUGGCAGCCAUUACGUCAGAAGGUUCCCCUAAUCUAAAGAACAGACAAAUGAGACAUGUCUAUUCAUAACCUUCCCUCGUGUGCCUUGCAGUAAGUUGAAUGUGUUUUCAAAUUCAGGCUACAGGUAUAAACAAGCCUGUAUACGAUCACGAGGAAUAUGCAUACUGCUGGUACAACAAAGUCUUGUUUGCUGUUGCAGAAACUGUUCUUUAUGUUUUGUUUUCAGUCUUUUUGAGCAGUAAUAAAAGUAGUCACCAACA